Molecule: messenger RNA, 2307 nt
Organism: Megalops cyprinoides (Indo-Pacific tarpon)
Lineage: Eukaryota; Metazoa; Chordata; Actinopteri; Elopiformes; Megalopidae
Product: transient receptor potential channel pyrexia-like
Exons: 19
Coding region: 1-2307 (768 amino acids)
Biological process (GO): calcium ion import across plasma membrane
Cellular component (GO): membrane
Molecular function (GO): calcium channel activity; protein binding
Source: RefSeq, a predicted model, not a curated record
AUGACCGAUGGAGUCUUCAGCCAGGCAGAUACACAGCCCAUGGGCUCUCGGGUUUCCAUGACAUCCAUCACCAGCGCGGUGCGGGCAGCAGCUCAUUGGGCUUCCUAUACCUGGAAGUCGUCCAAGGUCAAAUACCAGGGACUAGCCCGGGAUGAUGACAUCACUGACAGUCUCAGCAAAAACUAUGACCUCAACAAAAGGCUUCUGGAUCACUUCAGGGCGCUCGCCGACAGUAACCAAGACACAGACGAAGUGGACCUUCAGUACCUGCACAACACCAUCAAGGACGGAGCUGACGUCAACUCCGCAGACAAAUAUGGACAGACAGCCCUGCAUGAGAUCUCGCGGGCUUGGAACGCGGACGUGAUGCACUUCUUCCUGGAGAGGGGGGCGGAUGUGCAGCGGGCCGAUUCGUAUGGGGUCACGCCCCUCCACGUGGCCGCAGCGCUGGACUACGAAGAGAUGAUACAGUUCCUGCUGGAGAGACAAGCGGACAUUGGGGCUCGUACCCACAAGGACCUGCAGACCCCCUUGCACUUUGCAGCGAAGAACGAUGCCGUGGGCGCCCUCCGGAUCCUCCUGCAGCACGGGGCUGACAUCGCCGCCCGCGACUACAAACAGAGAACCCCUCUCCAGCUGGCUGCCAACCUGGACCGCAGCGAGGCCGCGCGCACGCUGCUGGAGCUCGGGGCGGACGCCGGGGUCCGGGACUCUGACGGACAGCUCUGCAUCACCGCCAUGAUCGGCCGAAUGCCCCCGGUGGCCCAGCUGGCGCUGAACCAGUUCCACGUGACGGACCGAAUGACCCGGCAGCAGUUCUACUACCUCCACCUCCUGGAGCCAGAGCCACCCUGCAAGAGUCUCCAGAAGACAAGCUCACGAGCACGGAAUGCAAAUGAACCCACAUCACCGCUGGAGUUCAUUGUGCGCCAGGGCAGGCUGGACCUCAUCAUGCACCCUGUGGUCCUGAAGUUGAUCGCGGUGAAGUGGAACCUGUACGGCAGAGCGGGGGCCUGGAUACUUUUACUCCUCAACUUCUUCUUCAUCGUUUCCUGGACGACGGUCGCCAUCUCCGUGUCCGUGACCCGAGCGGAAGAGAAGCCGUACGUCUUCCCCGCGGACUGGUGGCGGGUGUUGGUGGUGGUCUUGGCUCUGGGCUUCACUGUGAUGGAGAUCUGUCAGGAGGUGGCAGAGAUGCUGCGGUCCCGCAGGAAGCUGCUAGGCUGGCAAAGCUGGUGUGAGCGCAGGAUCAGCGAUGACUUACGCUGCGCUCACCCAAUGUGGCCCGAGAGGUUAAAGAAUGUAUUUGAUUGGUUGGUCUAUGUGCUGCUGAUAGCAGUGUUUGGGGUCCACGUGGCAGACAUCUUCAUCAUUGAAAGCACGCUGCGGACAUACAGCCUGCGCCUCUUUGCGGUGACCGUCAUCUUCCUCUGGCUGAGACUGAUGAAGCAUGUCAGAGCCUUUAGGGUGAUGGGCCCGUUCAUUGUGAUGUUGGGGAAGAUCGUGGGGGAUGUUCUGCGGUUCCUCUUCCUCUACAUAGAGAUCUACAUCCCCUACGCCUGUGCCUUCUGGAUCAUUUUCGGAGGCACGGCGGCAGUGCCCAGCAUGGAGACCGUCCCGAAGCUGCUGUACAGCCUGUACCGGCUCACGCUGGUGGACGAGUACGAGUUCGACGCCAUGGUGGCCGAGGACUCCAUCAUGGCCCACCUGCUGUGCGGCACCUUCCUGGCGCUGUCGGCCAUCCUGUGCGUCAACCUGCUGAUCGCCCUCCUGUCGGACACCUUCCAGAGGGUGUACGAUAAUGCCUUUGCGAACGCGGUGAUGCAGCAGGCCUCCGUCAUCCUGCAGGUGGAGGAGUCUAUGCCUCGUCUGCGGCGUUUCUGCGACGACCAGCACAUCCACCGUCACUGCGCCCCCUUGGCAGAAUUCUACGAUGAGGACAUUGAGACUGACCCGGACCAGCACGCCGAGAUGGCAAAGCUUACCACACAGAUCAAGGAGACUCUGGAUGAGUUUUUGGAGAUUAGCAAGCAGGCCAGCCCCCUGGACCCAAGGAAACCAGAUGAUGCGGACAGAGGUGCAGGGCAUAGACGGCCCUCAAGUCCAACAUCCCCACUGGGUCAGGGAGACUGUCUUAGGACUCUACAGAAGCUGCAGAGGGACCAGAACCAGCAGACCCAGGACCUAAGCGCCCUGAGGAGGGAUGUGAGGGAGCUGCAAGCUCUGCUGCAACAGCUGAUCCAGAGUGGGCCCAGCUCACGUCAGUACCACCACCAUCACUGCAGCCAGUCUGGGUCAGAACCAUAG